AUGUCGAACCUUUCUUCCGAAUUCCGCAAAUACGAGGCUGACGAUCUCGAAGCUCUCAUGGGUGAAGGGUCCGGACCCCAGAUUCAAACCGGAGAUGGGUUUGAUCUUCACCCCCAGAGUGAAUCAACUAUCGAUUCUCUCAACGAUCUUCGUAGAUUAUGUCUCAUCCCUCCUGAGGUAGAGAUGGUAGUCCCGGCGCCCUUCGAGUCUCCGGAGUCGGGGCAAGAAGGUCCUCAGGUUCGACCAGUUCCAUCCAUCGAUUUUCUCAAUUUUUACAAGGCCGUCUUGGAGAGGCCAGUUAAUUGGAAUUCUUUUACUCUGGAAAUAAGUCACAGCGCCGGGUUUUCUGUCAGAAUGACACUUACUCGCCCCGUCGACCCUCCUCCUGCUGAGAUUGAUCUCUCGAGUCUAAAUGCCCGAGACAGGAGAAAGAUCAAAGAGGCAAACAAAAAGGUUAAAGAUCAGAUUUCUCUAGUCGGGAAAAACAAGAAAAAUGCAACUUCCACCGGGGACGACAAAGUCUACCGGAAAACUCUCCUUGUUGACGAUGGAUCUCUUGAAGGUUCAAAGUCAAUGGCGGUCGCUGUGAACAGCGCUCCCUCCCCCAUCCCAGCAGCAGACAACGUGGUCGCUGCCACCGCUGAGGAAGAAUUCCUUACAGGUGAUUUUUCUCUCAUGAAAAAGAGGAAGGCCGAGGAACUUGAACCCCUGCUCCAGGGGCGUCCCAAAAACACAAGGAAGGGCAGAAACGCUUCUUCGAAUCUGCCUAUUCCUGAAUCUGCUGAAACUCAGGAUGUAAAUCCUGAUUCAGGAAUCGUUUUAAAAGAGCUGCUGGGUUUGGAGAUGUUACCCCCUAGACUACCCCGAGGCAAUACUUCUAGGGUUCGAUCGUCUCUGAGCUCGGGACUUGUUGCCAGAGCUUCAUCCCAAUCAGACAAAGAGAAGAUUGGGAACAUGUUUAGGUGCUUCCACACCCGCUUUGGGAAGAAACUCCCAUCCUUUGAGUGGUGGAAGCCUGAUAUCAAGAAGAUUCAGCUCGUGCAAGAGACUGUUGGACUUGAUGCGGCUCGCCAGGAGAAAAUCGAACAACUCGAGAGAUCUGGCGAGGAGACAAGGAAGAUUUUAAUCGAAACCAAACAGAGACUAGAGACUGCCCUUGCUAACCAUAACCUCGCAAAGGGCGAGAUUGAGCUUCUGAGAUCAGAGCUUGACAGGGUUAAAACAGCUACUGAGGAGCUCAAACGCAAAAAUGAAUCUCUUUCCGAACUCAAAGAUCGAGAUGUUCGCAAAAUAUCUCACGAUGCUCGGAAAGAGGUUAAAGGAGCUGGGCAAAAGUUUCUCCUUGCUGUGCAGGAAUUUAUUACUGCAGAUAAAGCUUGGAACAAACUUAACUCCGAACGUGAUGAGAUGAAGAGCAAUCUCGAUUUGAUCAAGGAGAUAGAGGACGGAAAGGUCAACUUGGCUGAAGAAAAGGAAACAGUUGGCGCUGAGCUUGCUGAGACUGAAGCUAAGCUAGCUACUGCUCCUCAGCCGUAUUUGAAUUUGCAGCAGUUUGCUUCUGAGUUCGCCGAUUCCCCUCCACCGACUGGACCAAGUAUUGGGUUCUCUGGUCAGAAUCCUGCCACCUCCUCGGUUAUGGGAGACGACCCUGAAUCGAAGAGCGAACCCCCUCGGGAUGUUAGCUCGCUCAUUCCCGAGGUGGUUCCCACAACUCAAGACGCUGACGUUGGGGGUACUCUCGUCUUAAGCCAAGUAGGAGAUGAAGGCGGUUCGCCUAUGAAUGAAUGA
Molecule: messenger RNA, 1788 nt
Organism: Arabidopsis lyrata subsp. lyrata
Lineage: Eukaryota; Viridiplantae; Streptophyta; Magnoliopsida; Brassicales; Brassicaceae
Exons: 5
Coding region: 1-1788 (595 amino acids)
Source: RefSeq, a predicted model, not a curated record